Messenger RNA from Durio zibethinus, 2378 nucleotides. Its product is annotated as ubiquitin carboxyl-terminal hydrolase 24-like. Gene Ontology annotation, biological process: protein deubiquitination. Gene Ontology annotation, cellular component: nucleus; cytosol. The record is from RefSeq and is a predicted model, not a curated record. NCBI's taxonomy places the organism in Eukaryota, Viridiplantae, Streptophyta, Magnoliopsida, Malvales, Malvaceae. Gene Ontology annotation, molecular function: cysteine-type deubiquitinase activity.
UAAUCUAACGGAAUUCAAAUUUUAUAUUUUUAGUAAGCCGUUCGGGCUUUUCUGUAAAUGCAAAAUUUUCGUUUGGGCCUUUUUUCUAUUUGCAAAUUUGCAUGGAUACUUGCGAGAUAAGUAGCCGACAAAGUACACCAUUAUGUGUGGUUAUUCAUAACACGAGACCUUUCAAAACAUCACCGCCGUCCGCAAACACAAGCUGUCCCCCUCAGAAAAACCUAACCCUAAAUCCCCAAAUAAGUAAAGGAUUCAAAUUUCGUCUCGUUGGGAUUUUGAUGCAGUCGAUGCCUGGCUUUGGUGAAGUUGAAGAGGAUCUAAGAGAGGGUUCCUUCAUUAAAUGCUCUCUCUUUAUCUCCCCUUCAAAGUUCCUUCUUUUUUCAUGUCUUCUUCAAUUACACCCUCUUUCUUAUCUGCUCCUUCAGGGUCCUCUCAAGCCCUAGGCUUUGAUCUUCUCUCUAUGCCUCUCAAACUUCCCCUUUGUAUAAAACAUGAGUGAUUCUAAGCAGGUACUCGUUUUUGGGUCAUUUACUGAAGAUGAAACCAGGUCAUUGCUGUUAAAGCGGUCAGCUGGGAAUGCUGAAAAGCCUGUGGAAAAGAAAGAAUUGCAAUUUGGUUCUUUGAAUUUUGCAGCUGGAGGAUCUUUGGGUAGUGCCAAUGGUGAUUUGAGCAACAAGCCUAGUUCCACAAACGGGCUAGUUGGAUGUCUAUCCUCAACAUCAUCAAUUGAGGAUGGAAAAAGUAGAAAAACAGCAACAGAUCAUUCCUCAACUACACUUCAAACACCAAAAGAAAAUGGAAAUACAAAGAGUUCCACUGAUGGUUCUGGCCUCAGUAAUGGUGUAAAACAACUGAAUGCAAAAAGCAUUGAUGUAACUUCACUGCUCUUAUUGCAAAAUGAAUACGGUCCCUUGAAUUAUUUUCAAAGUUUGAAAUUGCAUGUGCUUGAGAGCGAAAAGGUAGAGGGUAGAGAUAAGAACGGGAUGAUUGAUAUUUCAUUAGUAUGCACCGUUCAAGGAGACAUUCAGAAGGCAGCCACAAUUUUUAAAAACUUAUUACCCCGAGGCUUAAUCAACUCUGGAAAUUUAUGCUUUCUUAAUGCUACUUUACAGGCUCUUCUAUCCUGUUCUCCUUUUGUCCAGCUCUUGCAUCAACUUCGACUUUGUAUUAUACCCAAGGUUGGCUAUCCAACAUUAACUGCUUUUGCAGAGUUUGUAUCUGACUUUGAUGUGCCAUCCAGCGAUUCUAAUGUAACGAAGAAAGAUACAACAGUCCUUGAGAUUGGUAGGCCUUUCAGCCCUGGCAUGUUUGAAGCUAUCCUCAAAAGUUUUACUCCAGAUGUGCCAAAUAGCAUAUCUGGUCGGCCAAGGCAGGAAGAUGCUCAGGAGUUUUUAAGUUUUAUCAUGGAUCAAAUGCACGAUGAAUUGAUUAAGCUUCAAGGGCAGUCCAGUAGCUCUAAUGGGGUGAGGUCAUCAUUAGUUUCUUCUGUAGAAGAUGAUGAAUGGGAGACAGUUGGACCAAAAAACAAAUCAGCAGUCACAAGAACUCAAAGCUUCCUUCCUUCAGAGCUAAGUGAUAUUUUUGGAGGACAGUUGAGAAGCGUGGUGAAGGCAAGAGGAAACAAGGCUUCUGCUACUGUUCAACCAUUUCUAUUGCUCCACCUUGAUAUCCACCCUGAAGCUGUUCAUACCAUCGAGGAUGCACUUCAUUUGUUUUCUGCACCAGAAUAUCUUGAAGGUUAUCGUGCAUCAACAGCUGGGAAGCAGGCUGGUAUUGUCACUGCCAGAAAAUCUGUCAAGAUACAGAAACUUUCAAAGAUAAUGAUUUUGCACCUGAUGCGUUUUAGCUAUGGAAGCCAGGGGAGUACCAAGUUACUUAAGCCUGUACACUUCCCACUUGAGUUGGUAUUGGUUCGGGAGCUACUUGUUUCUCCAUCCACUGGGGGCCGAAAAUAUGAACUGGUUGCUACGAUAACCCAUCAUGGAAGUGAGCCUUCUAAGGGGCAUUAUACAGCUGAUGCUCGUUACCCCAAUGGUCAAUGGCUGCGAUUUGAUGAUGCCUCUGUCACAGCCAUUGGGACGAGCAAGGUGUUGCACGAUCAAGCAUAUGUUCUCUUCUACAAACAAACAUAGUAGGGUCAACUUAUACCUUGUUUGCAUUAUACUCAACCUCUCAACCUCGUACUAUAGCUUGUGUGUUUGCCAGGAACAUCAUUACAGAAUUGGCAUCGUGAUUUUUCCUUUUCUUGCAAUAGUUGGUAGCUCCUUAAGCUUUAACUGGAGAAUUGAACUGCUACUGAUUUAUACAAGUCUUCUGUAACUAUAAUUAAACUGUAUGGAAGUUCUUGCUAUUUAAUGAAAUUUUGCUAAUGUUGUUAA